Messenger RNA from Sphaeroforma arctica JP610, 348 nucleotides. RefSeq lists its product as hypothetical. NCBI's taxonomy places the organism in Eukaryota, Ichthyosporea, Ichthyophonida. The coding region runs from base 1 to 348 and encodes 115 amino acids. The transcript has a single exon. The record is from RefSeq and is a predicted model, not a curated record.
AUGGCAUAUACAAUAGCACUGAUAUGUACUUUGUGCACGGCCGCCGCUACGGCGCAAGACACAACUGUAGAAAGCAAUGAGUUUGCGACAUUGGGUCACAGAGGACCGUACGCCGACAUGGGAGUUAAAGGGGCAUUUGCAUAUAUGAGUUACAAGGGUGGAGCAUACGAUAGUGAUGGUUUCGACGAGAUAGGAUAUAAUGCGUUCGGGUUUGACAGAUUUAUGGUCGACAAGCAAGGAAGACAUGCAAGCGAUCCUUUAUCAGGAUUAGAUCAGCCAGAAUUCCAAUUUUUGGAUCCUGAAGAUGUUACAGGUAUGGAUGUACAGGAAGAUGCCAGUGCAAGGUAA